GCCCCGCCCCUCGCGGGCGCGCGAGCCAGGCGGCCGCGCUCGCUCUAGGAGCUAAGCGCUCGCGCCCGCUGUCGUGGGUGGAGCCAGCGAGCGAGCCGGGGCCUUCUGCGCGGCGCGCGGCAUGGAGGCGGCGGGAGCCGGCGUGGCGCCCAUCAGAGCCCAGUAUCUCACCUCAAAAGAACAGUUCCAUGCUUAUCUCAAAGCGGAAAGGGAAUCCAGGAAUCAGGAAAACAAUCAAGAUGAUGGGGAGGAAGAUCCUAGUAGCAAUGACCAGACAGAGCCUCCAGCAAAACAGAUGAAGCUAGAUGGUGGUGAUCAAGUUAGGAACCAAGGAAGCCAAGAGGAAGUUGUAAAAGAGGAGGAGAAGAAACCCCAAGAACGGAAGAGAGCCAGAGGCCAGAAUAAGAGUCGGCCAUGUAUGAAGCCAAAUCACUAUGAAAAGGACAGGCUGUGCCAAUCAGUAAUCCAGGAAUGUGCAGAGAAGUGCUACUUUGGCUCACAGUGCCGCUUCCUGCAUGAUGUUGGGGAGUACAUGGCUGUGAAGCCCUCAGAUCUUGGGGAUAGCUGCAUACUCUUCAAGACCUUCGGAAAGUGCAUUUAUGGAGUCACAUGCCGCUUUGCUAGGGCACACCUUGGGGAGGACUACAGGAACAUCGUUAACGAGGACCUUGUAAAGCAGUGGGAAGGGAAACCACUGGUGAGAAACAGCCUCAGCAAAGAGCUCCAGCAGCGACUGCGCAAGAAAAAAGUUUGCUUUGACAAAUCCAGUGAGUACCUUAGUCACUUGGGCAAGCCCAGCAGCACAGGCAAUGCGGGAAACAAGGCAGCAGGCAACUCAACAGGGGAGGAAGGGAUGACAAACUGCACAGCAUCCAAAGGGAAUGCAGAGGGCGUGGAUGUCCUGCCGCCUGGAGAGGAGACACCAGAAUGUCUCGCAGUGUCAGAGAAGGGAGAAGCUUCUGAAUCAAUGGUCCUGCAGAGUUCCUGCCUAGCGGAUGCAUCAAAGGAUUCCACUCUCAAAACAAUAGGCCCGGUGACAGAUGAAGAUGUUAUAAAACUGCGGCUGUGUGAGAAAAAAAGAUUGGAUAUCCAAGGCAAACUCUACCUGGCUCCCUUAACAACGUGUGGUAACCUUCCUUUCCGGAGAAUAUGCAAGCGUUUUGGAGCGGAUGUCACCUGUGGAGAAAUGGCUGUGUGCACAAACUUGCUCCAAGGCCAGUCCUCUGAAUGGGCUCUCUUGAAGCGGCACCACACAGAAGAUCUCUUUGGAGUGCAGCUGGAGGGAGCAUUUCCAGACACUAUGACCAGAUGUGCAGAGCUUCUGAACCAGACCAUUGAGAUGGAUUUUGUAGACAUCAACGUUGGGUGCCCAAUAGAUCUGGUGUAUAAGAAGGGGGGUGGAUGUGCCUUAAUGAACCGUUCCAACAAGUUUGAACAGAUAGUCAGAGGAAUGAAUUCGGUACUGGAUGUUCCUCUGACAGUGAAGAUAAGGACUGGUGUGCAAGAAAAAGUCAACCUAGCUCAUAAAGUAAUCCCCAACAUCCGGAAGUGGGGAGCUUCCAUGGUCACGCUUCAUGGCCGAUCUAGAGAACAGCGUUACACAAAGGUUGCAGACUGGGAGUACAUAGCAGAGUGUGCUAAAUUAGCCAGCCCAAUGCCUCUAUUUGACCCUCACUGCUCAGUCUGUGGAGGAAGAGAAGCCAGAGGGGCAGAAGGAGGCAAUGGCAGAAGAGGGAACGUACCAGAGGAAGGAGAAGAGGAGGAGGAUCAUCCAGGAAUGAGGUUCAGGCCCGGCACUGGCCAAGGAAAUGGAGAUAUCUUGUCCUACGAAGAUGCUAAUCGAGCCAUGCAGACUGGAGUUUCAGGAAUUAUGAUUGCAAGAGGGGCCUUGAUCAAACCUUGGAUUUUCACUGAAGUUAAAGAACAGCGACACUGGGACAUCUCUUCCAAUGAAAGAUUUGAUAUUCUCAAAGACUUCACCAAUUAUGGCCUCGAACACUGGGGUUCAGAUACCCAGGGGGUGGAGAAAACCAGGAAGUUCAUGCUGGAAUGGUUGUCAUUUUUGUGCAGGUAUAUUCCAGCUGGCUUAUUGGAGUACCUACCUCAGAAAAUCAAUGAGCGGCCUCCGUACUACAUGGGGAGAGACUAUCUGGAGACCUUAAUGGCAAGCCAAAAUGUGGACGACUGGAUUAAAAUAAGUGAGAUGCUUUUGGGGCCUGUACCUACAAACUUUAUCUUCCUGCCUAAACACAAGGCAAAUUCUUACAGAUAGGACUGAUUGGAAGAGUCCUUAAACAGGCACAGCGAGAGAAGGCAAUAGAGCGGUAUUUGGUGAGACAUGGAUUAUCUGCCUCUGGCUGCUGGAAAUUAAAUAAAAUUUUAUGGUUUUUUAA
Molecule: messenger RNA, 2393 nt
Organism: Mauremys reevesii (Reeves's turtle)
Lineage: Eukaryota; Metazoa; Chordata; Testudines; Geoemydidae
Gene: DUS3L
Product: dihydrouridine synthase 3 like
Exons: 14
Coding region: 122-2272 (716 amino acids)
Biological process (GO): tRNA processing
Molecular function (GO): tRNA dihydrouridine synthase activity; flavin adenine dinucleotide binding; metal ion binding
Source: RefSeq, a predicted model, not a curated record